Oncorhynchus keta (chum salmon) is the source of this 1546-nucleotide messenger RNA. Its product is annotated as protein eva-1 homolog C-like. The record is from RefSeq and is a predicted model, not a curated record. The coding region runs from base 274 to 1383 and encodes 369 amino acids. Gene Ontology annotation, molecular function: carbohydrate binding. The transcript is spliced from 7 exons. NCBI's taxonomy places the organism in Eukaryota, Metazoa, Chordata, Actinopteri, Salmoniformes, Salmonidae.
CGCGGGCUUUGAGACCAUGCGGAUACCGCUCCUACAGGUGGGCCAGCCAGCCACUUCCACACGCAGUUGGAAAUCUAAGUUUCCAAGUGAAUUGCUGCUUGGGUCGAGCUCUCGUUCCUUCUCUCCUCCGAGGAAUGAUGAGGUGAUUCGGAGCACCAACAAUGGGACCGAGCAUGUAUUGAUGCUUGCCACGCAGAACCUAAACUCCAAAGCAACCCUGGACCUUCAGAACGUGGAGGAGAAGUAACUCCAAAACGUCUCGCUGUUUCAAGGAUGUUCUUCCCAGAUGUGCCUCUCUCAGCCAUCAAUUACGCGCUCGUGUUGGGAAUAACGUGUCUGACGGUCUUCUGCAACUUCACCAAAAGUUCCUCUGAGUUUUCAGAUUACCUAUCCAAAGUUUUGAGGAACUACACUGAGCAGGCUUGUGACGGCGACUUCCUGUCGGUCCGCUGCCCGCCCCGCACCACCAUCACCGUCCAAUCGGCUUUCUACGGCAGGAAAGGCCCCUCCCACCCCCAGCAGUGCCCGUCCUACCAGAGAUACACCCUUGUAGGGACACACCCACUGGAGGAUGACACAUAUUGUUACAUGUCCACUGCACUACAGAAAAUGUUGGAUGAGUGCCAGGACAGGAGGAUCUGUCAGGUCCUUGUCAACAGUCGUCUCUUCGGGAUGGACCCGUGCCCCAGUAGCAGCAAAUACCUCAUUGUGUGGUACAAAUGCAUGCCGAAUGAGUAUAAGAGUACGGUGGUGUGUGAGGAGGAGAGGAUGAAGCUGAGCUGUAAACAGGGGAUGCAGAUCGCCGUCUACUCUGCCAUGUUUGGUCGAACCCAACAGGGGACCCUGGAGUGUCCUACCCACCACAGGACACCCUCCGUAGACUGCCAGUCGGGCGUGGCUCUCCAAGUGCUGAUGGCCCGUUGUCAGGGGAAACGGAGCUGUUUGGUCCGGGCAUCCACACGAGAGUUCGGGGACCCCUGCUACUCUGGCACCAGGAAAUACCUCAGUGUCAUCUACACCUGUGUCCCAAAGAAUUUGCUGCAGCAGGUGCCCAGCCCCAGAGUACCAGUGUUUCACCCCCCAUCGCCCGGGGCCCAUGACCCAAACGUGGUUGGAGACAGUGCUCCUCCUGAUGAGACGUCGGGCAUAACCUCUGACACUGUGCUCUCAGUUAUCCCUUCAGGCAAGAAGAAGCGAGGGAGAGAGUCAGGCUCCUACUCUGGGGAGGUGAAGACGAACGAGGAAGGAGUGGAGGAGAGCGCCCCCCAGCCUCCGGACAUGAACCCUGUAAUCAACUCUACGACGGGCAGCACCAACAUGGCCCUCAUCAGUAGCACACUGGCAGCCUACAACUACAUAGCAGGUACAGCAACAACAUUAUAGAAAGUACGGCAACGGUCACACAAUGUUACAGCAACAUAGCAAGUACAGCAACGUUCACAUGUCACAGCAACAUAGCAGGUACAGCAACGUUCACACAACGUCACAGCAACUUUGCAUUACCACAAUCUGUGCUGACCGUGAAGUAGAGAAGAGGUUAAUGUUG